Molecule: messenger RNA, 596 nt
Organism: Nanorana parkeri
Lineage: Eukaryota; Metazoa; Chordata; Amphibia; Anura; Dicroglossidae
Gene: PPIL3
Product: peptidylprolyl isomerase like 3
Exons: 6
Coding region: 7-492 (161 amino acids)
Biological process (GO): protein peptidyl-prolyl isomerization; protein folding
Cellular component (GO): catalytic step 2 spliceosome
Molecular function (GO): peptidyl-prolyl cis-trans isomerase activity
Source: RefSeq, a predicted model, not a curated record
GACACAAUGGCCGUGACGCUGCACACCGAUCUGGGGGACAUGAAGAUUGAAGUGUUCUGCGAGAGAUCGCCGAAGGCCUGCGAGAACUUCCUGGCCUUGUGUGCCAGCAACUACUACAACGGCUGCCUCUUCCACCGCAACAUCAAAGGCUUCAUGGUGCAGACCGGGGACCCGACCGGGACGGGGAAGGGAGGUCAGAGCAUCUGGGGACGGAAUUUCGAGGAUGAAUUCAGUGAAUACCUAAAGCACAGCGUGCGCGGCGUGGUCUCCAUGGCCAAUAGCGGCUCCAGCAACAACGGCUCGCAGUUCUUCAUCACAUACGGCAAGCAGCCUCACCUGGACAUGAAGUACACCAUCUUCGGGAAGGUGAUCGAUGGAUUGGACACUCUGGAUGAGUUGGAGAAGCUUCCGGUCCACGAGAAGUCAUUCCGCCCGCUGACGGAGGUUCGGAUCAAAGACGUCACCAUUCACGCCAACCCGUAUGCCCUCUGACCUCUGUGUGGGCCGCCUGUGCUCAUCUGUAUCAGAUGUUACAUUGUGUAGCGACCUGCCUGGCGGAGAGGAGGGUGUACUGCGCUACUACCACUGUGUGUGAU